AUGACGUUGUUCAUGAAUGAGAGCUAUGCAGACCGAAGGCUUCCUCAUCAUUGCAACCCCAAAGAGUUUGUUCCAUUGGACCAUUUGGCAAAUCUUUGGGAGAUGGAGAAUCUAGGUCAAAGUUUUCAAGCCUGGUCACUAAAUCUAAUAGCCAGGAUGCAUCACUCAUUGCUUUCAGCUCCUACCCUCAAUGCUCCAUUGCUCAUGCGACACUACUUCUCUGCCCCUAGUUUCCUUGUCUCUAACGCUCCCAACAACAAGGAAUUGGUGGAGCAGUUGAUGCCAGACUACGACGAGGAGAGAGUCGAGCAAUGUUGA
Prunus armeniaca (apricot) is the source of this 318-nucleotide messenger RNA. The record is from the annotation of a GenBank genome assembly. Lineage: Eukaryota; Viridiplantae; Streptophyta; Magnoliopsida; Rosales; Rosaceae.